AUGACAAUUAAAACAACAAAACCAAUUCCUGAUUUUCCUACAUUUGGUUUACUUCCAAAAGAAGAAACUGAAGCUGCCUCUUUCAUUAAAAAACAUCCUGAAUAUGAUGGCCGUGACACUAUUAUUGCAAUAUUGGAUACUGGUGUUGAUCCUGGUGCCGCCGGUCUUCAGGUUACUACUGAAGGAAAACCAAAAAUCAUUGAUUUGAUUGAUUGUACUGGAGCUGGCGAUGUAAUCACAAAAACCAUCGUUAAAUCUGUAAUUAAAGAUGGAGGAAGUGAAGUUUUGUACACCAUUCAGGGUUUAUCGGGCCGUACUUUAAUCAUUGAUCCUGAUUGGAAUAAUCCAUCUGAUGAAUUUCAUAUUGGAAUGAAAAGAGCUAUUGAAAUUUUUCCAAAACCUUUGGAAAGAAAACAAAGGAUUGAAGUUGAUCAUCAAAAAUAUAUAGCGGAAAUUCAACAAAACCUUGCUUUAUGGGAAGAAGAACACCCACCAUCUUCCGGUCCAUCUGAAGCCGAUGUUUUAAUUAAAUCUGAUCUUGAAGCUAGAUUGGACGUUCUAAAAGAUUUAUUCAGGAACUAUGAAGAUCCUGGUGGUCCAUUAUUAACUGAUUAUAGGAAAGAAAGACAAUAUCAUACAUUUAGUCAAGAAGAUUUACUUAAUUUUUCGGUCAACAUUUAUGAUGAAGGAAAUCUUGUUGCGCCUGGAGCACAGAUCGUUUCACUUAAAAUUGGUGAUGUUCGGUUGGGAAGUAUGGAGACAGGAGCUAGUUUAGCAAGAGCAGCCAUGGCUUUAGUCAAUACUAAAGCCGAUGUUGCUAAUAUGAGUUACGGCGAGGUUACCGCUGUACCAAAUUACGGCCAUUUUUCUAAUUUGAUUCGCGAUGAAGUUAUUGGAAAAUAUGGUUGUAUUUUUGCUUGUAGUGCUGGUAAUAAUGGUCCGGCAUUAACUACUAACGGUUCUCCCGGUGACAUAAUUAGUGUUGGUGCAUACGUUAGUCAUGCUAUGGUUAAGGCUGAAUAUGCUCUACUUGAUUCUGUUCCUGAACGAGCCUAUACAUGGAGUUCUCGAGGUCCAGCUACUGAUGGUGAUGUAGGUGUAACUAUCUAUGCUCCUGGAGGGUCUUCGCCUAAUGCAACUGGCUGUAUUGCAUUAUUAUUAUCUGGUCUUAAGGCACAAAAUAAAAAGUACACUCCAUAUAGAAUAAAAAAUGCUAUUGUUAAUAGUGCAAAAUCUGUUGAUGAAACUUUUGAUGUUGGCAUGAUUCAAGUUGAAAAAGCAUGGGAUUAUCUUCAGAAAUUUUAUGAUCGUUCAGAUCAAGAUCAAACUUUUCAGAUUUUGAUUCCUGAUAGACCAAGAUAUAAACGUGGUAUUUAUUUGAGAGAAGCUAACGAAACAUCAAGUGUACAAGUAAUUUCAGUUGAGGUUAAACCAAAAUUUAUUAAAGAAAUUGAACCAACAUCUGGUGAAAAUAACACAAAAAAAUUUGAUUUUGAAAGUCGUUUGGCUUUAAUUAGUACACGUCCAUGGGUUCGUUCACCUGAUUUUUUAUUUUUGGGAAGUCAAGGGCGAACUUUUGAUGUUAAAGUUGAUCCUACACAGUUGACGCCUGAACGUGGUCCACUAUUUAAAAUACCAAUUACAGUUGCCAAGCCUGAACUUUUAGAUAAUUCAAAAAUUGUUUAUGACAAUUUAAAAUUUUUGCCUGGUCAUAUUGAAAGAAGAUUUUUGAGAGUUCCAAAAGGUGCAACAUUUGCAGAUGUGACUUUGAAAUUUUCCGUAACACCAUCCUCCACACCAACACGGAUGUUGCUACACACAAUUCAAUUAUUGCCACAAAAAAGAUUCACUUGUUAUGAGAAAAAAGAUUUUUUUACUAUUAAUAAAACUGGUUUUAAUGAUUGUGGUGAUGAUAAUUAUCAUAUUGAAAAGAAAAGGUUUGUUGUCCGUGGUGGUGUUACGAUGGAGUUUUGUUUGGCUCAAUUUUGGUCAAGUUUAGGAAAUAGCAAUGUAUCAGCUGAAAUUGUCUUUCAUGGAAUUGAAAUCACCAACACCACUACAAAUGGAGGCGAAACUGUUUUUGUUAACGGUGGUUAUGUUCUUCGUAAAGCUAUAAGACCUUCUGAAAUGUCACUUAAACCAUUAAGCCCAACUCGAGAUGUCAUUCCUUCUUCUAGGCGAUCUUUUGGUUUGAUACUUACUUACAAGUUUACUACCAUUGAUAAAAAUUUAUCAUUCACGCCAAGAUUUCCAGCAUUCAAUCAUUUAUUGUAUGAUUCUUAUUUCGAGGAUUUUUUUGCCAUAAUAUUUGAUGCCAACAAAAAAGUUAUCGGGUACCUUGACAUUUAUCCGAGCACUUUUAAACUAGAAAGUAAAGGUGAUUAUGUGAUUAGAGCACAAGUUCGUCAUCAGUCUCAACCAAUCUUGGAAAAAUUAAAUAAUACUGUAUGUUUGUUAGACUUUAAUCUUUCAAAAAAAGUUAGCCUGGACGUAUAUAAUCAAAUCUCGGAUGUUUUCACUUCGAGUAAAUCUACAGUUGGUAGAUUGGCAUUGGAAAAAGGUUCUAGACAGGCAUUAUUUAUUGGUUCACCUAAUGACUAUUCAUCUUAUCCAAAAGAUGCAAAACCUGGUGAUAUUUUAACAGGAAAAUUGAAUUUUAUAAAUAAUUCUGCAAAUAGAAUUGAUGGCGGUCAAAAUUUUAUUAAUUUAAUUAUUCCACCUGCUCCAAUCAAACCUAAAGAACUAAUACCAAGUGAUAAUAAUCAUGCUACUGCUGGUGAUAAUAGCGGUGGUGAUCCUGGGAAAGAUUCAGGUUCUGAUGAUGUUGAUGUUGCUCAAUCAACAGAAAUACCACCACCACCAAUUGAGAAAACUAAAGAAGAAAAGGCAAUUGAAAAUUUGAAUGAAGCAAUUCGUGAUGUACAAAUUGCCAAUUUAAAAAAAUUUCCAAUUGAUUCCAGUUAUCUUACUGAUCUACUUUCAGAACUUGAAGAUAAAUAUCCAAAGCAUUUACCACUUUAUCAAGCUAAAUUAGAAAUAUUUUUGGAAACUGCCAAAUCUUCUACUUCUAAUACUAAUACCACAGAAUUAACAGUAGAAAAUGCAAAAAUAGUUAUAGACACAGCAGAUGAAUUAUUAUCAAAGAUUGAUUUGCUUGAAUUGGCACGAUAUUAUGGAGUUAAACAAGAAACAAACGUUAAUGAAUCGGCUAAAAAAAUCAAAAAGGAAAAUGAUGAAAAAAAGAAAGCGGCAGUAUUAGCAUUACGUUCUAAAGCUCAGGCUUUAAUGGUUCUUGCACAAAAAGCUGCUGCAACAAAUAAAAAUGGUUUAUUGGAACGAUUUGAAGAAACUUAUAAAUCUUUAAUACAAUGGUUAGAUUCUAUUCCACCAACUUCAGAUAUAAAAAACUUGCUUGUUUACAUUAGUAGGGAGCGUCAAGCAAAACGUUAUGGUAAUGCACUUAAAGCCAUUAAUAAAUAUUUUGCUGAGAAUAGCCUUACCAAUGAUAGUACUAGAGAUUAUGAGAAGUUGUUUGAUAUAAAAUUUGAUAUAUUGAAAGAAGUUGGUUGGACAAUUUGGGAAAAUAAUGAGAAAAAAUGGAAAUUGAUUAGAAUACCACCUUCAGAGAAAAUUCUUUUUCCUGGAGAUGAGAAUAAUCAAUAUGAUGGUGGUCCUGAACUUGAUUCCUCAUCUUCAAUAUGCACCAAUGGAUCUUCAAGCCUUUCAAUUUUAUCAAGUUCAUCAACAGCCUUGUCUGUAGAAAAUCAGGCUUUGAUGGGUGGAAAAAUUAAAAAGCAGGAGAUUUUAGAGGAUGAUAAUUAUAAUGAUGAAUUAGGAUUUCUUAUUGGUCAAACAAUAGAUUGUGAAAACAAGACAUCCACUUCUUAA
Molecule: messenger RNA, 3888 nt
Organism: Entrophospora sp. SA101
Lineage: Eukaryota; Fungi; Glomeromycota; Glomeromycetes; Entrophosporales; Entrophosporaceae
Source: the annotation of a GenBank genome assembly